This is a messenger RNA of Trematosphaeria pertusa, 492 nucleotides long. Its product is annotated as DUF1857-domain-containing protein. The coding region runs from base 1 to 492 and encodes 163 amino acids. The record is from RefSeq and is a predicted model, not a curated record. Lineage: Eukaryota; Fungi; Ascomycota; Dothideomycetes; Pleosporales; Trematosphaeriaceae. The transcript has 3 exons.
AUGGUCGCCCUUAACCUCGCCUAUACAUCCCAAAUCAACCCCUCUGGCGCAUCGCCCGUCCUCACCCGCGCGCAAGUCUGGGCCGGCCUGCAGCGCAAAAUCCGGUUCGCGCAGGAAUUCGUGCCCGUCAUCGAGAGCUGCAAGGUGCUGAAAGACGAAGAAGGCGUCGUGACGAGAGAAGUCAAGUUCAAAGAAGGGCAGGGACCGCGCAGCGAGGCGAAGGAGGUUGUUAGGUGCUGGGCGGACGCUUGGGUCGACUUCGCGCAAGACGAUGGAACGCACAUUCGGAAUGUCGUGUCUGAUGGUCCAGCUGGCGACGACUCAGACCUGCAUAUGACGUAUAUGUUCGAGUUUCGGUUUCCACAUAUCCAGGAAGGGACUGAAGAGGCGGCGAAAGAGCACGCGAGAUUGAAAGCUAUGGCAAAGAAAGCCGUUGAAUCCAGCAUCGACACGAUCAGAGAGAUGGUCAAGGACGGGAGGAUCACAUCGUGA